This is a messenger RNA of Anopheles coustani, 3672 nucleotides long. RefSeq lists its product as uncharacterized. The transcript is spliced from 16 exons. Gene Ontology annotation, molecular function: protein binding. Lineage: Eukaryota; Metazoa; Arthropoda; Insecta; Diptera; Culicidae. The coding region runs from base 1 to 3672 and encodes 1223 amino acids. Gene Ontology annotation, cellular component: plasma membrane. The record is from RefSeq and is a predicted model, not a curated record.
AUGAACGCGUACAAGAUGACGAAUUUGCUUUCGAAACUUGCAGAACGUCCUGUAGCGAUGGGGACAUGGCAGCACCGUCGCGGCUGGCUGCACAUAGUACCCCCCGUCGCCGGCACCGUUCUCCUGGCCACGCUAACACUCGCCACUCUGGCCGCGGUGGCCGCCGAAUCCGGGGGCCCUCCGACGGUGUUGACGUCGUCGGCUGGCAACACUAAAACAUCGUUCAACCAGCCGAAAGACAGGCAGUCCGUGAUUGCGCUGGCCUCGACCAGCCAGAAGCAGGCGGCGUCGUACCAUAGCAACCGUGGCACGGCCCAGCGGUCCCAGUGCGCCCUCUCUGAGCACACGUGCUCCAACGGGCGCUGCAUUCCGUGGGACAAGUAUUGCAAUAACGUAAAUGACUGCGGUGACGGCAGCGACGAACCGCGCUUCUGCACACGCUGCAACCGUACGUACUAUGGAGACAUCGGCCUGACGUACAACCUGGAGCUGCACCGACCAAAGGAGGACCGGAUACCGUACGUGUGCAUCCUGACGUUCACAGCCGCCGGAGGCAACUACGGUGACAUCGUGCAGGUGACGCUCGACAGCUUCACCCUCGGACGGUUCACGUCGUACACGGAGAACGGCUGCCCGGACGGAUAUCUGCAGGUGUCGGAGGCGAAGCGGGCCAACGUCGGCGGCAUGUGGUGCGGCACCACCUGGGGACCGGCGAUCUUCUACAGCGAAACCGACUCGCUCGUGAUGACGAUUAAGCUGUUCAAGCUGUCGCGUGACCAGAGCGGGUACAACUUCGACUUCCGGAUACAGUACAAAAUGCUGUCGCGGGCGAGCGCCGUCGUGCGGUACGGUGGCCUCCGGCACGAGUACAUCCCCCCGUGGACGAACGUCACGUACAUCCCGAACUACCCGCUGGUGGAGGACUUCACCAACUCGACCGCACACUCCGAGCACCAGACGUACCAGGAAGUGGCGGGCGCCGGGGCGGGCCAGCGCAACCGGAUGGUCUUCUCGGCGUUCGGCAGCAACCACGACCUGAUGCCGCUCUAUCCGGCGUCCUACGACAACGUAACGCGCGGUGGCCACCCGGGCGGUUCCUCCUACGGCUACGACGGUCGCCCCGGCCAGACGUUCAGCCAUCCUAACGCCUCCAUGAUGGACUGGACGACCGGGGUGGCGUCCCGUACGCAGCUCAAUUACACCGAACCGCAGUAUUAUUUAGGAGAUCUCAUGACGGGUACGUUCUGCUCGCGGAUCUUCACCAACUGCGACAAGAAGGUGUGCCGGCUGCAGUCACCCAACUUUCCUGGCAUCUACCCAAGGAACCUGACGUGCUACUUCGCCGUUAGACAGCACGACGUCCCACCAGGUAAGCAUGCGUUCAUCGUCAUCAGCCAACCGAAGGGCAAUUUGGUCUGGAUAUCGACCGAGGCAUCCGCAGGGGCCGCCCCGAACGCCGCGUCCCGCGACGAGAAGGAAAAGUACAAGCCCCGUCUGCAGACCUGGAACGAGUGCGACAGUGUGCAGGACAGCACGAAUCCGAAGUGGAAAUCAACGGACUACAUAACCGUGUACGACGGUUACACGACGCGCGAUCCGAUCAUUCUUAAAAUCUGCGGCGGUGGACAAGCGAUCCCGCAGGCCAUCUCCAGCGGACCGGAGCUGCUGGUCGAAUUCACCACCUCACCGUACGGCACCUUCAAUACGCCCCAGACGAGCGGGCACUCGCUGCAUGGCUUUCAACUCGAGGUUUCGGUACGCUUCGUGGACCUGCAAACGCCAACGUACGCCAAAAGCAAGCGUAUCUGCGAGUUCUGGUUGCGCGGCACUGGGCACGGUGUGUUGCAGAACCCCCUGCACUCGCUGGCCCCGAACACGACGUGCUUGUACCACCUCCAGGGUACCGAAGCGCGGGCACUGGACGCCAUCAACAUUCCCCGCCGAUCGGGGGCACUCUCCACCUCGCCGACGCGCUUCAAGGUGUGGAUAUCGGUGAUGAAGUUCGAGCUAGCGCCCGAGUUUGGCGCCACCGAAGAGCAAAUGCUCCAGUACCAGACGAAGGAGGACUGUAGCGGAAUGCUGCGGAUAUGGGACGGUCCGUUACGGGAGGUUCCGAUCUGCAAGGACAUCGAUUGCCUCACCACCGAGAAGGAUGGGACGCAACGAAGCAGCAUCCGGUUCGGGGCGAAUACGACCAACAUCAUCGCCCGGUAUUGCCGCGGAUCGGUGCCACGAUCGUGCGAUCACGGCAUCCUGAACGUGAGCAGCUCACGCCCCUGUACACUGUCGGAGAGCUUCGUCUCCAGCAGCGACUUUGUGACGCUCGAACUGAAGACAUCCGACUCGACCGUGCUCCGUCCGCUGCAGUUCGCCCUCCGGUACGAGUUCGUCGAUCUACUGCAGGACGGAACGGCCAUCGGGAGCGAACAUGAGUGCAACCGGCGGUUCGCAAGCAGCCAGAUGGAGCGCAAAGGACCCCACCAGGUCCGCAGCGUGCGGAACAUAUUCCUCUUCGGUCGCGGCGGUGCGAAACAUCUGCAUUGCGUGUACCGGUUCGAGGCGCAGCGCGGUGAACGGGUUCGCAUCGAAAUCAACCGUGCGAUGACGGGCAACCGGACGUGCGAUUCGCGCGUCGAUCCGGACACGGGACGAUCGUACUGCUUCGGUGACUUUACGGCACGGGUGGAGAUUUUCGAGCGCCCCUGGCACGAGUCGAUCCUGUUCCCGCGUGGCUGCAUCUGCAACUCGACCAACAGCUCGUACCUGCCGAUCGUGUUCACGUCGACCGGGCGUGAGGUGGAGGUGCACUUCAGCGCCGCCAACAUGACCAACGCGGACGAUCCGGACUCGCUUAGCUUCGAGGCGUCGUACGAGUUCGUCAAGGGGCCGAUGAUGUGCAAGGACGUGCGGAGAAAGAACGCCAUCACCGGUGUGGUGAAUUUGGCCUCUGGGGAUAUCGAAUGCCGCAAUCGACCAUGGCUGAUCGAGCCCUCGUACGAUCGCUAUCUGUACAUCCGGCUGAAAGGAUUGUUCCUGCGCAAAUUCAACUCGGCCGCACCGCUCGCCUACAACGGUUCGUUCAGCGCCGUCACGCCGAUCCGUUGCUUCACGAAAUCGCGAGUCAUCAUCACCAACGGCGAGGGUAUCUCGGUGACCGCCUGUCCGCUACCCGAGGAUACGAAGCACCGCCACGUGGUGGAGGUGUUCAGUGCCGGCUGGGGUCGCAAGGAUCCGUUCUUCGGUCCGGAAGCGUCCCGCGUCGUUUCGGUGGAGUUCCUCAACCCGGACCCGGAGGGGUCCCACUACGCGUUCAGCUGGCUCGAGCUAACGAAGCGACCCUCGGAAAGCUAUGCACUCGUUCAAGAAGAAUGUCCCUACCUGUGUCCGGAAUUGAACGCUUGCGUCAACGCAUCGAUCUGGUGCGACGGCAUCGAACAGUGUCCCUCGGGUGAGGACGAAGCGUUCACGCACUGUUCCGCCCUGCUGCGCCUUCCGGCGGAAAUUCUAGCCGGACUGAGCGUCCUCCUCCUGGUGCUGUGUUGUGGACUGUUCGGCUAUCUUUACAGAAAAAUCAAACGCAACUGCCGACGAACGAGCGUGCUCCAGACGCGCCUCAAAUCGCUCAGCUCGAUGGACACGGCCGUGUUCGAGGACAAGGAGGUGAUUUGCUGA